GAACCCUUCAUCUUUUAGUCUCGUCCUGCGAUUCGGAGUUCUCAAAUUUCCUCAGAUCCACUCGUUUUUCUCUGUCAAUUUGAUUACUCGAUCGAUUUCACUUUCCAAUUUGGUUACCCCUGCAUCGAUUAGAAGCCCUAAAUCCGAUCCUCGUCUUAGAAUCGAAGAAAUUCGGGAACAAUUCUUAUUGUUUCAGAAGAUUUGGUGGAAUGGCUUCGAAAACAGCGUCCAAAGACAUCAUCACUCUUCGCGGUUCUGCAGCGAUUGUCAGCGAGUUCUUCGGGUAUGCUGCUAAUAGCAUCUUGUACAAUCGUGGACUUUAUCCUGAAGAAAGUUUUGCAAGGGUGAAGAAAUAUGGACUUCCAAUGUUGCUUACUCAAGAUGAAGGUGUUAAGACCUUCAUUUCUAAUCUUACUGCUCAGCUUUCUGAAUGGCUGGAAGCUGGGAAGCUGCAAAGGGUUGUGCUGGUUAUAAUGAGCAAAGCCAACAAUGAGGUGCUUGAGAGGUGGAAUUUCAGAAUUGAAACUGAUGGAGUGGUGGUCGAGCAAGGUGUGUCGAGGGAAAAGAGUGAUAAAGAAAUAAUGAGGGAGAUCCAAGCAAUUAUGAGACAGAUUGCUUCGAGCAUCACUUACUUGCCCUGCCUAGAUGAACCCUGUGUAUUUGAUGUGUUAGCAUAUACAGAUAAAGAUCUUGCAGUUCCAUUUACUUGGAUCGAGAGUGACCCUAAGCUGAUUGCUAAUCCACAAAUGGUGAAGCUGCACUCAUUUGAUACAAAGAUUCACAAAGUGGACACUCUUGUUUCUUACAAGAACGAUGACUGCGACGACGAGUAGAAAACAAACUCGCUUUCCUGGAAUUUGUUGUUGGGGUUGUGGUGGGAUCCCUCCAACCCGAUCGUUUUCAAGGUGGCAUUUUGUGAAUCUUUUAUUCACAUUUGGUGUUGUACUGUAAUGUAAUGUGUAAUGUAGUAACAAUGUUUUGUGGGAGUGAGUGGUGAAUAUAGGGCAGGAUGGGUUCACUUAGAAUUCCACCUGUGAAUGGUUUUGGGUUUGUUUGUUUGUUGUUGUGUGUGGUUGGGGGAACUUUUGAAGACCAUAUGACCUUGACCACCUUCUUUAUAAAGAAAACAUGUUUUACGGA
Messenger RNA from Cucurbita maxima (winter squash), 1140 nucleotides. RefSeq names its product mitotic spindle checkpoint protein MAD2-like. The record is from RefSeq and is a predicted model, not a curated record. NCBI's taxonomy places the organism in Eukaryota, Viridiplantae, Streptophyta, Magnoliopsida, Cucurbitales, Cucurbitaceae. Gene Ontology annotation, biological process: mitotic spindle assembly checkpoint signaling. The transcript is spliced from 7 exons. Bases 210 to 833 code for a protein of 207 amino acids. Gene Ontology annotation, cellular component: nucleoplasm; cytoplasm; kinetochore.